GUGUGAGUGCCACAGGCCUCUCACCCCUUUGGUCCAGAUUUAGACAUCAGUCUUUCCCAGACUUCCAGACCCAGCUGUCCGAAGCUGCCUGCUGCUGCUCCCACUCCCUCGUCUCCUCGUUUUCUGUCCGAUUCUCCCUUCUUUCCUUCCUCCCCUCCUCUGACCAUGUGUGGAGUCUUUCAUCACCUCUUUAUCUGACAUGGUGGCAGAUCUCCACAGAUGUUUCAGGGCGACUGUGUGUCGGAAUCUCGCAGUCUUUUGUUUUCAUGCCCAUGUUUUUACCUGUCGGUCUGGAUCCGCAGAGGCAGACGGCCUGUUCCUCUUCCCCAGACAUGGAGCCUCUUCCUGAGGUUCCGUUAUUUCAGAUAUACGAGGAUGAGGAGGAAGAUGUUUCAUCACUGAAGAGCAGAGGUGGCUGCACGUAUACCGGGGAGCCCCCUGCAGACACAGACCCUGACCCAUUCAUAUACAUGAACUUCAUGAAGAGUCACUGCUGCUACGACGCCAUCCCUACCAGCUCCAAACUGGUCAUAUUUGACACAACGCUACAGGUGAAGAAGGCUUUCUUUGCUCUGGUGGCUAAUGGUGUGAGGGCAGCGCCUCUGUGGGACAACAAGCUUCAGUGUUUUGUGGGAAUGCUGACCAUCACAGACUUCAUCAACAUUCUUCAUCGAUACUACAAGUCUCCUCUGGUUCAGAUCUAUGAGCUGGAGGAACACAAGAUAGAGACAUGGAGAGAGACCUAUCUGAAGUACUCCAUUAACAGACUGAUCAGCAUUACUCCUGAAUCAAGUCUGUUCGAUGCCAUCUACUCUCUGUUGAAGAAUAGGAUCCACCGCCUGCCGGUCAUCGACCCGGCAUCAGGAAAUGUCCUUCACAUCCUCACUCACAAACGCAUCCUCAAGUUCCUCCACAUCUUUGGAUCCAUGAUUCCCAAACCCAGGUUUCUCCAGAAGCGGAUCAGUGAAGUGUCGAUUGGAACUUUCAAAGAAAUUGCGACGGUGCAGGAAUCGGCCUCUGUGUACGAUGCCCUGACGAUUUUCGUAGAGAGACGAGUGUCGGCUCUGCCUGUUGUCAAUGAGCUAGGUAAGGUGGUGGCGCUGUACUCCAGGUUUGACGUCAUUAAUCUCGCAGCCCAGAAAAACUACAACAACCUGAACAUGACGAUGCGGGAGGCUAUCGCCUCCAGAGCCUGCUGCAUGGAGGGAGUCCUCAAGUGUUACCCUUAUGAAACACUGGAGACCAUCAUCGACCGCAUUGCAAAGGCAGAGGUGCAUCGUUUGGUGUUGGUCGACAGUGACGAUGUAGUGAGAGGGAUUGUUUCUUUAUCGGACCUCCUACAAUCUCUAGUCCUCACUCCUGCAGAUAUUUACAGAGUUCGUCCCUUUGACCCUGAAGAAAACCAGGUAGAGACGAUUUGUGUAAAACCAGAGAACAAGGAGGCGCAGCAGGAUGGUGACAGAGAAGUCACUGCUUUCAGUCCGAGUCUAGAGGAAGAACAUUGGAAGGAAAAGUGAAAGCAGAAACACUUACACUCUCCUCAAUGAGCUCAGUAAUGUGCCCUUUAAGGCAACAGUUUAUUCCCUGGUGGAAAAUAAAUGGAGCUGGGUUUGUCUGCAAAACUAAACAAACUUAGAGACUGAACUGGACUAAAAAGUCUAAUUUAAAGUCACAUUGGAAGCUGCGUUACUCUGAGAUUGAUUUGCUGAUAUGAUAAAAAAAGUAGAUGAUUGUAAUGAUUUUUUUCUUAACUUUGUGGUUUUAGAAUAUUUGAAACUUCAUAUAUGAAAACUUGAAAUCAUUGAAUUUUCGAUGAGAUUUUUGUAAAUGCACUUAUGCUCCGAUCACUGUGAAAACAAUAAAUGUUUUGCUUUGUC
Pleuronectes platessa (European plaice) is the source of this 1877-nucleotide messenger RNA. RefSeq names its product protein kinase, AMP-activated, gamma 3b non-catalytic subunit (gene prkag3b). The transcript has 13 exons. The record is from RefSeq and is a predicted model, not a curated record. Bases 267 to 1517 code for a protein of 416 amino acids. NCBI's taxonomy places the organism in Eukaryota, Metazoa, Chordata, Actinopteri, Pleuronectiformes, Pleuronectidae.